This is a messenger RNA of Trypanosoma cruzi, 3906 nucleotides long. RefSeq lists its product as uncharacterized. Bases 1 to 3906 code for a protein of 1301 amino acids. The transcript has a single exon. NCBI's taxonomy places the organism in Eukaryota, Euglenozoa, Kinetoplastea, Trypanosomatida, Trypanosomatidae. The record is from RefSeq and is a predicted model, not a curated record.
AUGCAGGAGUGCUACAAUCCGCAACACAGAAUUCUUCCGGUGGGCAGUGGCGAAUCAGCAGGGGCAUUUGUUCCUCGUUGGACGCUGUGCGUUACAUGUCUUCUGAAUCACUUUGAGAGGCUCCCCACGAAUGCUGCCGUUCAGGCGCUUCAGGACACCGAGUUUCUGUUGCAGCAAAGUUUUUCCCCUCUUUUCCCUAACCAAGGUGUGGGGAUUGGAGGCGAAAAACCGUCAGUUGGUUCUGCAACGCCAAGUGUCUCACCUGAGUCACUGUGGGAAUCAUUCAUGUCCUUUCAGGAUGUGCUUGCGCAGCUGGCAGAAAUGUUGUGUGCUUCGUCCUCGUUGCAUCUUCAGGCACAGCUUUACAGAGCAAGUUUGACGCUGCUUAGUCUCUUGUUCACGCUGUUGAGGGAGGCUGAGAGACAAAUUUCAAAGAUGAACGGAACGGCGUACAUCCUGGAAGGAGAUAAUUUGGAAUUGGGGGAUCGUGGCACUGGGAAAGGUGGGGCUUCCAUUUGUCUUGUGACCCUUCCAGUUCUUGCACGUCGCAUGUGCGAUGCGGUGCGCAUGGGGCUUUCAAAAGAGGGGGAUUCCCCCGCGGGCCUCCUUCUGUUGACAGAUUUGGCUGAAAUGAGCCCCACCUUCCUGCGGGUUCUUUCUGAGCAUUGCGUGCUCUCCGUCUGCGCCCUCCUGACCUCCCUCAGUAAUGCGUACAGGGUGGAGUUGACGCUCUAUCUGCUUCACCAGGUCUUUGAGACAUGCGCAAUUCAUCCGACAUGGCUGGAGAGCCUGGCGGUCGUGCUCUCUGGAAACAUGAUCUGCGAUGCACUGGGUGAUUCUUUUUUGGAUUUUUUGGCAGGGACAUUGGAUACCUUUAGGGACGAUGAACCGGUUGUUGUGAACGCGCUUUCCCUCGCAAGAUUCCUUGUGACCUACGAGACCACAAGGACGGCGCUCCUGUUCUCCAAACUAACUAACACAACCAGAGCCGGUAAAGGUGACUUUGCGCAAAUAGUACCGUUGAGACUUCUCCGUCAUUUAACUUUGCUGUUACUGGACCUUGAUGCUGACAUCAUUGUGGCUGCGUCUGAGACCAUGCGGGAAAUUAUCGUUGCAACGCAGCCGCCGGGAGGAGAGUCCACCAACAUCGCGGAUUACGUCAUUGAGUCGCUUAGAACAGCAUCGGUGUAUUCUGCGGUGGUGCUUGUGUCUUUGUUAAAUGCACUCCCAACCGAAGUGGUGCCGGCGGGACCCGUUCUCCGUGUCAUUUUUGAACUUGCAGGCAACAACGAAAUCGCCUUUGAGGAGGCAGUUCGAGGACCACAUUUCUUGGCCUCUGUCAAAGGUCAUCUCAGCAAUAUCAAUUAUGUGGCCCAAAGUGUCGCGCACGCUGCGGAGUGUGGAGGCCGCACCUCUCUUCACUGCUUUUUGCUUCAAAUUCGUGCAUUGGAGGCCGCUUGUGGCGGAAUAAACGCAGGUACAUGCACCAUCAUCCCGGAGACGGUUUCUGUUAUUGCGAAUACAUUGCUGCAACUUGUAACGAAGGAACGUGGUCCUGCACUCACUGAAGAUGAGUUAACCGAUGGCCAAUGGCUAUUUAAUAAUCGUUUUUUCACUCUCACCAACGAGCCGCUUUGGGAUCUCAUUUUUGGAGUGGCGUUUUUGCUUCCUGCCGUUCAGGGGGCUUUUCUUCCUCUUGCCACUGAGAUCAUUGCCGAGGCUUUGCGUCGAUUUUCGGAAUUUGACUUUGUCUCUUUUGACGGUCGGUCGCUUCUAUUUGACGGGCCCACCGGGAACGUGUUGUUGGUUCUCAGCGCCGCCGUGCUGGAGCACAUGAGCGCUGACGGGGAUGAAGGAAACACGGCCGACAGACUUGUUAAGCGGCAGGUGCGCCAACUUUUUGAAAAGGAUCUUCUUACUUUUUUGCUUCGCGUCUCGGGGGACUCUUUCUCGCAUCGGGGACGUAUUUUGUAUCAUUUUAUGCGUCUUGUGGAGUCAAACCGUAAUGGGAGGAGCGCGGACCUGCCGGCUGCAACUGUUUUGGACGGUUCCUCGUCGCCGAGGGCGCUGCUCGAGAAGUCGUUUCGCCACCAUCCUCACUGGGCGGCCUCUCUUCUCUUGGCACUUGCAAUGACUGGCUGCCCCCAGCCGGUGGAAGUUCAGGAGCUGGAAGAAUUUUUAUUUAAACAAAUUUCCAUACUUCCCUGGUUUUUGCGGGAUGCAAAGCGGGCAUUAACAGCGGACGGCGCCGAAGAUCUCUGUAGUACUCCUAUGGGGAAUGAAGAUUGCGCCAUUGCUGCUCUCACAGCACUGAAGGCCAGUGCAGCCUAUCACAAAUGGAGGGGUGAAUUACCCCACCGAGAAUUUUUUCAAGUGGAUUCUGUAUUGGCAACAGGCCGAGUGUGUGAUGUGCCGGAGGAGCUUUCUUUUAUCUUCUUUCAGCUGUUUCGCUCGGAGGAGAGAUCGUGGCUGGAGGCUUUGAAGUCGUGUAGCUGGGGAACAGGUCUGCUAGCCGUCUUGGUCUCGUCCAGCAUCAUGCACAUGAAACGCGAUUUCCCCAAGGAGAGUGUGAAGGAGGCAUAUGAUUAUCUCUUUUCAGAUGGAGCUUCACAGAACAGUGAUGUAGAAAUGGCUCUCUGUCGUCUUGUGGUGACACUUGCCCCUACGUGUCACCUUUUUCUUUCACAGCUCUUUGGGAUUGUGCGUCGGUCGGUUGCCGAUAACCUUUCUCUUGGCUGCUGUGUUAUUUGUUUCUUGUGUCAAUGUGUUUCCCUGGCUGUGGGCGAGGAGGUGCCCAACUCGACAGCCUUCAUUCGUACACUGCUCGAACAACACGUAACGCCUUGCCUGCUGUUUAGAGAAAACCCUGCUCUUACAGGAUAUGUGGCACGUCUCGUCGUGCUAACUCUCGCCCGGAUUCCAGUGGCCAUGGCGAGUUGUUGCGAUCAUACCCUUUUCAGGUGGUCCAUGCAACACGUAACACACCCAAAGGCACAAGUGUACACAUGGCAUGUUGUCUUUCUUUUGCUGGAGCGUGUGCAUGGAAACGAGUUUGCAUUAAGGUAUGAGUCUGAACUCGAGAUGAAGCUGCGAGCCGAUGGGGGAGAGAAGCUUCCUCCAUUUUUUGCGGCCGCUCUAGCAACAGUCAAGUGGAUGGUGUGUGGUGCGAUGCGACGACGUGGAGCUUGCCGUAUGAACCCCGUUGUUACAAUGCCAUUGAAGGAAUGGUCACAGGACUUGUCUCAACACGUGCUGCUGCGGGCUUUUAUUAUAUCAACAGUCGAACGAGAGACAAGGGGGAAUUUUCCAGAUGCCAGUCUUCUAAAUGUAUCUCCCAUGCUUCUCUCUUGGGCAAACGAAAUGUUUGCUCGGCGAUACGCCACAGUGGCUACGGCGCGUGUGUUCUACACAUUAGUGAAAAUUUCUCCGAAGCUUGGGGCCUCAUUGGAGGCUCUAGGGUUGUUCCUGCAAAUGACGAAUGAAACCGAGACGGGUGCCUCUCCCACUGCUGAAUCUUCACAGCCUUCUCUGAUAGAGCAGCGGGCGUGGGUGUUUGCCGCCUUGGUUUUGUCCUGGCCUCCGUGGGGCGUGUCGGCUGGCUUGAGGGAGGCGGUGGACGCAUUUCUCACAACUCUGGAGAUGCCCCCGCGUGCGUGCAAAGGGAAAAAGAGACCACGCGAGCAGGAGGUGGAUAUUUUUCACACGCAGGAGGCCGGAGUCCGCCGUGCGAUGGAGGCACUUGUGGAGGCGUGUGAGUGUCGGUCUGAAGAACAUGGGACAUUUCCACUGAACCGCCCGAAAGACUUUUUUCUCCUCAGACACGCCGCCCAACCAGAUGCUAAUGUCACACACGAGGUCAUGUUUAAAGCAGUUCACGAAGGAUGUGAGCUGUUUAUUCCCUCCUAA